Molecule: messenger RNA, 1470 nt
Organism: Cordyceps fumosorosea ARSEF 2679
Lineage: Eukaryota; Fungi; Ascomycota; Sordariomycetes; Hypocreales; Cordycipitaceae
Product: histone H1-binding protein
Exons: 4
Coding region: 1-1470 (489 amino acids)
Biological process (GO): CENP-A containing chromatin assembly; DNA replication-dependent chromatin assembly
Cellular component (GO): nucleoplasm
Molecular function (GO): histone binding
Source: RefSeq, a predicted model, not a curated record
AUGGCCGACACCGUCGAGCAAACGCAACCGAUCGAAGAGCCUACUGCGCCUCUUGAUGGCGUAGUUGCGCCUGAAGCUGCUGCCCUUGAAGCUGUCGUCGCGACCGAAGAAUCUGCGGCUGACGUGCCAUCGACCGAACAAGGCGAAACUGUCGAAGAGGACGAAAAGUCUAAAAAGGUCACGCUGGCUGACUUGUCCGCCAAGGGCAGCGCGCUAUACGCGCACAAGAACUACGAGGCUGCAGCAGAGGUCUUCUCGCGCGCAAGCAACCUGCAGGCUGAGUUGAACGGCGAGCUUGCCCCAGAAAAUGCCGAAAUUCUAUUCCAUUAUGGACGUAGCCUGUUCCGAGUCGGUCAGAGCAAGAGCGAUGUGCUGGGCGGACAGGCGGCUGGAGAAGCCAAGAAGACAAAGGCGAAUGGCAGUUCCGCGGCCCAAGCGUCUUCGUCGAAGCUCCCUACUCUGGACGAGAAUGUGAAGGAAGCUUCUGCCCAAGCCUCAGAGAAGAAAGAAGGCGACGCCAAGAAAGCCCUGUUUCAAUUCACCGGAGAUGAGAACUUUGUUGACUCGGACGACUCGGACGAAGAGGGUGAUGCCGAACCCGAAGAAGAGGAAGAUGAUCUUGCCACUGCAUUCGAGAUUCUUGACCUUGCGCGCGUAUGCUAUAUGAAGCAGCUUGCCCAGCUCGAGCAAGCUACCGACAGCGAGAAGGGCAAGGAGACUGUCAGCGAGCUGUCUCCUGCUGAGCGCCAUGUCAAGGAGCGUCUCGCUGAUACCCACGAUACUCUUGCCGAGAUCUCACUAGAGAGUGAGCGGUACCCGAAUGCUAUCGAGGACGGUCGUGUAUCGCUCAACUACAAGCUGGAGCUCUACCCUGUUGAGUCCGAAGUUAUCGCCGAAGCUCACUACAAACUCUCCCUUGCCCUCGAAUUUUCCUCCAUCACUAGCUCUGGUGACGACGGCGCCAACACCAAGCGCGAAGAGAUUGACCAGGAUCUCCGUGAUGAGGCCGUGAAGGAGAUGGAUUUGGCUAUCAAGAGCUUCAGACUCAAGCUGCAAGGCAAGGAAGUUGAAAUGGCAACCUCUGCUUCUCCUACAGACAAUGACCUUAUCCGCAAGGACAUUACUGAGAUGAAGGAGCUCAUUGCGGAUAUGGAGCAAAGACUUGUCGACCUCCGGAAGAACCCCAUCGACCCCCAAGAGCUCCUGGGCGCCACCGAGGCCAACGUCCUCGGUGGCCUCUUUGGCGCCGUGCUCGGCGAGACCCCCGAGGAGACGCAAGCCCGCGUUGCCGAAGCCACCAAGGGCGCCGUCGACUUGACGAGCAUGGUGCGCAAGAAGGCCAAGCCCGAGGCUGCGGCCGCCGCGCCGCCGACCGAGUCAUCCACCAACGGCAAGCGCAAGGCCGAGGACGAGCCUAUCGAGACCGGCGCCGAGUCGCCUAAGAAGGCCCGCGUCGAAGAGGCGGCGUAA